UCUACAACAUUAGCAGCUAUAGCAAUAAGACGUUUCAUUCAGCGUUCGUGAAUUUGAGACAGCUUGUAUUCCGUCUAAACCAUAAAUAAUUUUAAUUCAAACACUCAAUCAUCCACAACAAUGUUGGAAAGAAUUGAAAAAGGUUUGGACUAUGUGAAAUCUAUUCCAUUUGUUCUGAAGAUAACAGAAUUUGUCGUCUUAUUGAUUGCAUUCUCUCUUGCUGGGCACUUUCUAAAUACAAUGGACUCCAAUUUCUUUGUCCUUUAUGGAAAAAAAGGAAGUAUAGAUUUUUUCCUAUUUGUAACGAUUGUUGGAUGGCUCAUAUCGAUAGUCUUUCCAAUCCUCUUCAUUUUUGGCAUCCAGGAGAAGUUCCUACUUGAAAAUCACUGGACACUUAUAGUCGCCGUUGUUUCAGGCGUGUGGGCCUUGCUUUUACUGACUGCUUCUGCGGUACUGGCUAUGACAGCAAAAAAAUAUGAUGAUGAGGACGAAGAAGUGAGAAGAAGUGGCUAUUUUUUUUUCACUGUCCACUCUGCGUGCAAACUUUUAAACAAGAAUAAUUCGAAUGCAACAUGUGGGCAUCUAAUUGGAGGAGCGGUUUUUGGUAUCAUCGCCGCAUUGUUAUUCGCUGGCGAUACGAUCGUCCAUGCCUACAUGUAUUUAAAGGGGAGACCUGGUCCCAUCCCACAAGCAGCGCUGGGACAUAAUCCCGUUAUUCCGACAGCAAGUGUCCAACCAGCAAAUGUCCAAACAGCAAGUUUCCAACCAGCUCCUCCUCCAGUCUAUUAGCUAACACUUGUAUGAAAGAUCUGAUGAAGAUUUUUCGUAUAUAUACUGUUGUAUACUUGAUGACAAACUUGGUGACUUCUUAAUAUAUAUUUAGUAUAUAAGGUAUAGUUAUAUAUAUACCAUAGAAAGUAUAUAGUAUUUUCUGUAUAUAGUACAGAAAAUCAGCGUCAAACCGCAGACACAACAAUCGUAUUCAGAAGGCUCACACACGCUUGUGUUUGCACACAAUAUAGAUGUACUCUCAGAACUCUUUCUAUUAAACAAUUUGUUAUUAUUCGUAGGUUUUAAUAUAUUAAGAUUGUUGCGUUUAAAACUAAUAAUAAAGACUGUUUCUCAGCAUAUAUAGGUUUAUUGAGAAACAUAUUCUCUUCCCAGCACCGUAGGCGUUGUCUGAGAAAACAGCUUAAAAUAUAGGAUGCCCUUUUGUGAGUUCUUUCAAGAAGCCGAGGAACAAACGAAAAAGUCGAUGCUUCUCUACAGCUGCUCUAUCGAUCUAUAGGUCGGCAAACAGUGCCCGAAGUCUGUGGUUGCGAGGAUUUUUCAUCUUAUAUAUAUUUCUCCUGUAUAUAUGUAUUCUUAUAUAUAAUAAAACC
Dendronephthya gigantea is the source of this 1382-nucleotide messenger RNA. RefSeq lists its product as uncharacterized. The record is from RefSeq and is a predicted model, not a curated record. Gene Ontology annotation, cellular component: membrane. Bases 121 to 789 code for a protein of 222 amino acids. The transcript is spliced from 4 exons. Lineage: Eukaryota; Metazoa; Cnidaria; Anthozoa; Malacalcyonacea; Nephtheidae.